GCUCGGGUGACAUGUGGAAACGUCCGACCGCGCGCACCUGCCUGUAAGCUCCCAGCGACACAAGAAAAGUAGAGAAGACAGAGCGCGAAGAGGAAAUAUUCCCCUAAUCACGGAAAGAACGUCUGAUGAGGAGCGGAGAGCAGAGGGCAUCGGGUAGGGAAGAAUGGCAGCACCUGACCUACUGGACCCCAAAUCUGCCACUCACAACACCAAGCCCCGCCUCUCCUUCUCCACCAAGCCAAUCACACUGAACCCCGAGGAGGACUGUGACACCAUCACCACAGUCAUGAAGUGGAAGACAGUGUCUGCCAUAUUCCUGCUGGUGGGGCUGUACCUGGUGAUGGGAGCAGCGGUGUUUAGGACCCUGGAGCAGCCACAUGAAAGUGCCCAGCGGUUGGCUAUUCUGGCCCAGAAACUGGAGUUCCUGUCCAGGCACUCCUGUGUCAACCACAGCCAGCUGGAGGAACUGGUCAGGCAAGUGGUGUCCGCUAUUCGUUCUGGAGUUAAUCCAGCUGGAACACUGACCAAUCAGGGCAGUCUGUGGGACCUUAGCUCCUCCUUCUUCUUUGCUGGGACUGUCAUCACCACCAUCGGUUUCGGGAACAUCUCACCCCACACCGAGGGCGGGCGGAUCUUCUGUAUCGUCUACGCCCUCCUAGGAAUCCCUCUUUUCGGUUUCCUACUGGCUGGUGUUGGGGACCAGCUUGGGACCAUAUUUGGCAAGAGCAUUGCCAAAGUGGAGAAGAUAUUUGUGAAGUGGGACGUGAGCCAGACGAAGAUCCGAGUGACGUCCACCGUCCUCUUUAUCCUCUUCGGCUGCCUGCUCUUCGUGGCGUUGCCGGCCGCCAUCUUUAAGCACAUCGAAGGCUGGAGCGCUCUCGAGUCGCUAUACUUUGUCGUCAUCACCCUGACGACCAUCGGGUUUGGGGACUUUGUCGCAGGUGGUUCUGAGAUUGAGUAUCUGGACUAUUACAAGCCUGUCGUAUGGUUCUGGAUCCUGGUUGGUCUGGCCUAUUUUGCUGCAGUGCUCAGCAUGAUAGGAGACUGGUUAAGAGUCCUUUCCAAGAAGACCAAAGAGGAGGUGGGGGAGAUCCGCGCCCACGCCGCCGAGUGGACAGCCAACGUCUCCGCGGAGUUUAAGGAGACGAGGAGGCGGGUCAGCGUGGAGAUCUACGACAAGUUACAGCGGGCCGCCUCCAUCAAGCGCAAGCUGUCGUCCGAGCUGAGCCUCAACCUCGCCCCGGAGCUGACCAUGCCCAGGAGGGCCCUGUCCAUCGACGAGGAACGGGAGAAGGAGGGGGGGUUGCCGACCAUGACCAGAAAUGGCGGCCUGUUCUUUAACGGCCUCGGGGGCGACCCGGAGGGAGGUGACAUCGUCAUCAUCGAACAUCUCAAAUAAGGUUUGCGGCUUCCACCGUUGGCCUCCGAAAGCCAAACCGUAACUUGCCUCAUCUCCGAUCGCAGCAGACGAAAUAGCAGACCGAUGGCAUCAACAUGAAACAUCUACACACACACCGGAGGGCUAUGAGGCAGUCUAACGUCCAUCACAACCGAACUAUGAUGU
This is a messenger RNA of Osmerus eperlanus (European smelt), 1564 nucleotides long. RefSeq names its product potassium channel, subfamily K, member 2a (gene kcnk2a). Bases 164 to 1399 code for a protein of 411 amino acids. Gene Ontology annotation, molecular function: potassium ion leak channel activity; outward rectifier potassium channel activity. The transcript is spliced from 8 exons. Gene Ontology annotation, biological process: potassium ion transmembrane transport; stabilization of membrane potential. Lineage: Eukaryota; Metazoa; Chordata; Actinopteri; Osmeriformes; Osmeridae. Gene Ontology annotation, cellular component: plasma membrane. The record is from RefSeq and is a predicted model, not a curated record.